AUGUUCAAAAAAGACCUCCAAGGCGCUCCCAAGCAAAAGCUCAAAUCCUCCGCCCAGCGCGCGCUGCGCCAAAACCUCCUCGCCACGUACCCGCUCCUGACGCCCUACAUCGAAGAGAUCCUCCCCAAGAAGGGCUCCCUCGCGAGCAUGAAGCUGCCCGACCGAAACACCCUCUACGUGCUCGACUCCGUACCGCUCUUCUACCAGAAUGACGGGUCCGACCUGCUGCCGCACUUGAAGCUCGUGCACCGCUUCCCGCAGGCGUUUCCUAGCAUUCGGAUCGAUCGCGGAGCCAUUCGCUUUGUGCUUUCUGGAGCGACGCUGAUGGCGCCGGGUUUGACGUCCGCGGGCGGAAGAUUGCCCGUCGAUGGGGCCAAGCCGCUUGAGGAGGGGAAAGAGAUGGAGCAGAGCAUUGUGGAGGAUGGACGGUGGAGCAGGGAGCUGGCCAAGGGAGAGCCGGUGGUGAUUAUGGCGGAGGGCAAGGAGGAGGCGUGUGCGGUUGGCACGCUGGCUGCUGGGACGGAUGAGGUCAAGGCGAAGGGCAAGGGACCGGUGGUGGAGGAUGCGCAUUACUUGGGCGAUGGGCUGUGGAAUUUGAACACGGCGUGA
Messenger RNA from Trichoderma gamsii, 609 nucleotides. Its product is annotated as PUA domain-containing protein. The transcript is spliced from 2 exons. Lineage: Eukaryota; Fungi; Ascomycota; Sordariomycetes; Hypocreales; Hypocreaceae. The coding region runs from base 1 to 609 and encodes 202 amino acids. Gene Ontology annotation, molecular function: RNA binding. The record is from RefSeq and is a predicted model, not a curated record. Gene Ontology annotation, biological process: formation of translation preinitiation complex.